AUGGCUCCCGGUUUGAGGAGUGGUGGGCGGACAGGUCACCCUAAAGUGGUGGGAGCUGGCGGAGCGGACCCCGGUGGGUGUUCGCCGCAAAGGACGCAAACCGGAGCAGAGGGGAAAUGUUUGAGGAUCAGGUGGCGAGUCGGAGCACCAGGGAUGCUUGCAAACUGUCUGCUGUCUGUGGGAAUGCUUCUACUUCUUGUCCGGUGCGCUUUGGCCGCAGAGGAAAAAUCCACCUACGAUGCCUCUGGCUCCUUGCCUCUACCAAGCGACCCCGCAGCCACAGCGGCUCCUGCUCACCCACUGACUGGCCUGUCGGUGGCGGAGGAGGCGCCUUUCUCAGCCGUCCAUUCAGAUGGUGACUCAGAGUCUGAGGGGGAAGGUUUAUCAGGGCAGCCUGCCUUUUCUUCUGUCUUAACCGUGAUGGCAGGAACUGUCAAACAUCCAGUGAGCCUUGAUCAAAGUAGAACCUCACCGACUAUCACCAGGGACGAGACCCACCACACCACCCAAAGGCCUUCACAUAGUUCCAGCCACGGCUCGGAGAUGUCCUCCUCAUUGUCAUAUGUGGGAGAAAGGAUCCUCUCCGCCAACUCAGAGGCGGGGACAGAUGAGUUAAACGCUGGAACAUCCAGAGCAGUUGCUCUCACUUUCCCCAAAGAAAAAGAGGCCAGUCUAGCUCCCUCUCAACCAGUCAGAAUUACACUUUCUGCUGGGCCCACUGAAAGGACAUCUCAGGUACCACCUCUGACCCCUCAACAGGACACCACAACAGCCUCUGUGAAGCUUACCACCACAACUGUAGCUUCAACCGCCAACACUAAAAAUUCCACCACUACCAUGCCUUCCCUAAGAGUUACCGCUGCAACCACGCAGCCUACCACCACUACCACACUACAGCCCACACCUGGUACCAGGAGGAUGACCACCACCACAACCAUCAGGACUCAGACCAGCAGGAGAACGUUCACUCCACUUGUCCCGAGAACAAGCCCUCCUAGGGGGGCCACCACCAUAUUCAUCUCCCCUUUCACCACCACCACAGAGGCUCCGCCACAGCAGUGCAACAUCACAGAGAGAAUGUGGGUGAAAACAGUUGUUUCCAUCUAUGUCAGAAGAAACAGGCUGGACAGCAUCCAGAGGCAGAACCUGCGGAGGGGACUCAGCCAGGGCCUCCGAAAAGCUCUUAAUGAUACUUCUGCCCAAGCACAGGUGGAGACUGUAUUUGGCUCUCCCAACAUGACGGUGGCUUAUCACGUGACUGGAGGAGACAUGGUCUACCCCCCCUCUGUAGUGCUGGAAGGCUUGGACUCCUAUGGCCGUGAUAAGCUGAUUGCAGACCUGAGACAGUACCUCCCCAUGGUAACAGCCCUGCCCCUCCCAGCUGCAUUGUGGAGAACCAGCCCAGCCUCUGGCUUCCAGCUGAAAACAGUGUUGCAGUUUGUGGGAGCUGGUGAUAAUCCUCGGUCCUGUCGAUUCUCUCAAAUGAUGGAACAGAGGCUUGAGAAGGUGUUUUCUGAAGCGCAGGCCAAAGUGUUCAGCACUAACAGCAGGCUUUCAGUUCAGAUGCUGAGUGUCACACAGGCAGCAGGCUCUCCUGCUGUGUCAUUGGUCUACACUGUGAGUAAUGGCACUGUCUUCCUUAAUGGCACCACUGCCUCAAACCUCCUUGGUCAGCUGUCAGCUGAGCUGGUGGGCUACUUCCUCUUCUAUCCACCACUUGUCAUUGCUGAGCCACUGGAGUAUCACAAUCUGAACACCUCCAUUGCAACCAGAAACUUCUGGGUUAUCACAGUGAUCCAGGAUGUGGAUAACGCCAGCCUGGAGGGACAGUACCAAAGCUUUGCCAGUUUAAUGGAGCAGCGGCUGGCAGAGUUGUUUGUGUUGGCAGGCCAGCAGGGCACUCGUUUUAGACGAGCGACUACUGUAGGCAGCUACACUGUCCAGAUGGUGAGCAUCCGUAGAGUUUCAGGGUUGAAGAAUCCUGCAGAGAUGACUUAUUAUGUCCAGCACAAUGGCAUUCCUUUACCGGGCACGUCAGCCGCCAAGGUCCUGAACACUGUGGAUUCUCAGACCAUGGCGCUCACCCUGGGCUACUUUGUCCAGCUGCAAGCAGAACCUGUGGUCAAGAACCCUCCUAAUAACCUUUGGAUAAUCGCUGCAGUGCUGGCCCCCAUCGCUGUAGUGACACUCAUUAUCAUCAUCAUCACAGCUGUGCUGUGCAGGAAGAAUAAAAAUGACUUUAAAGCUGAUGCCAUCGGGAACCUCAAUCCACGAGCUAAGAUGGCGUAUCGGAGAGAUGUAGGCUAUUAUCAUCAGCCAGUCCAGGGUUUUGACUAUGCCAAGCAGCACCUGGGCCAACAGGGAGGAGAUGAGGAGACCCUGCCUGUCAGUCAGGAUACCUUAGUGAUGUCCCUACAAAUUCGGGACACGCCACUUUCACUAGAAAAGGCCCUGCAACAAGACGGAACUAUCAACAUGAAAAGCCUCACCGCUGACAAACACAAAAGCAAGUUGCCGAGUGAGGACGGUUCCGUCAUCAGCAACGAAUCAGAGAAGCUGAAUUCCGGCAGGGGCUUGACAGUGCCGAAAGUCACAGCACAGCAGAAACUGACAAAGGAGGAGACUCGCAAGAGGGACGAUCCAUAUGACACCUCCUCUGGCUCCCUGCAGCUCAUUUCCAUAAAGCCCAUGGUGGCUCAGCCCAACUACUCACACCCUGCAUCAUCUGACCGCAGCCAGGACUCAGCCGUUGUCAAUGGAGAGGUGAACUUGGCGCUGAAGCAGAAGUCAGACAUUGAGCACUACAGGAACAAGCUGAGACUGAAGGCUAAGAGAAAGGGCUAUUAUGACUUCCCCUCCACUGACGGCAGCAGCAGCAGUCGAGCCCAGGCGCAGAGACAGCGACAUGGCCAUGAGAGGGCAGCUGGUGAGCAUGGCAGACCACUGGAGCCUGAUGAUGAGCGAGGUUCCACUUAUGUCAAGUCUCACAGGAGGCACUCCCAGGUAGGGCAGACGGCCUAUCGCAGCAGACAGAGUCUGAGCAGUCCCAGUCCUGGAGGAACAGAGAUGGACCUGCUCGUUAUGAGGGAGAGACCCAGGAGAGGCAUCCGUAAUAGCGGCUAUGACACUGAGCCUGAGUUGAUCGAGGAGACGAAUGUUGACCGUCUAAUGGGGCCUCGGGGAUACAUGUAUGGCCGGGGCUUGAAAGGCCACUCAGAGACAUCCACUCUGAGCUCACAGCCGUCCAUUGAUGAAGUUCGACAGCAGAUGCACCUGCUGCUGGAGGAGGCAUUCAGCCUGGCUUCGGGGGGACAGUCCACGUCCGGAAGGCAGCAGCACCACCACCACCAACCCCCUCCUGACCACUACAACCCUGCACCGCCUCCCCUCCCUUAUGCAGAUGUGGUGACCAGCGCUCCGGGCACGAUGAGCUGUGGCCGGGGGGGUCUGCAGUGGGUACCAUCUUAUGGUGCAGACAUGUAUCAGUGCAGCCUGCCAAAACCAGCCUUUCGCUUCACCCAGCUUCCUGAGAUGGCCAUGGGUUCUCCUCCCCCCUUACCACCUCGCACUGGACCUCCUCCUGGGACCUCCUUAAGACGUUCCACUUCUGACUUGGGGCCUAAGGGAAGGAGCUCAGAGACAUCUGUCACAGAAAUGCAGAGUCAACAUGACAACAACCCAUAUGGGCUAACCACUAGAGGAGCACUUCCAUCUAUCACUGCAGAGCAGCCUGUGUCCAACUACUCAGGAAACCCAAUAACAGCUGUCUACGCCAUCCCAGCCUCCAGGUCUGGCUACUCAGAGUACUUUGUCUCAACACCACCAACCUCCUACCAUAGUCCCUCUUGGAUGUCCUAUCCACCUGAACCUGAGGAUGUGCCACCACAGUGGGCGGACUCUAUGCCCCUGCCUGGGUAUGUAGAGGCUUUUCCUCAUCCUCGCUACCCACGGGGGAGCCCCACCAGGUUGCCCCUGGAGUAUAACCCGACACUGGAGCAGCCCUCCGUUGCUCCUAGCACAGCAUCCCAGCAAAGCCUGCCCCAGGUGGUGAAGGAUAUGGACAGCAUGCCCCUGAGCAGCCUCUCCACCUCUGCACUCGUGCAGGCUAUCCGGCAGGAGGUGGCCAAGCUGGCAAAGAAACAAAAUGACAUGUUUGAGUUUUAA
Molecule: messenger RNA, 4164 nt
Organism: Toxotes jaculatrix (banded archerfish)
Lineage: Eukaryota; Metazoa; Chordata; Actinopteri; Toxotidae
Product: KIAA1549-like b
Exons: 22
Coding region: 1-4164 (1387 amino acids)
Source: RefSeq, a predicted model, not a curated record